AUGCCGUACACGGUUUCGAACAUCUACUUGAUUUGCGGGUUUGCCGCCAUUGGUGGCGGCCUGUUCGGUUUCGAUAUCAGCUCUAUGAGCGGUGUCCUCGGGACUCAGGCUUAUAUCCGAUACUUUGACAACCCUGUCUCAUACCGUCAGGGAGGCAUUACUGCCUCUAUGCCUGCUGGUUCUCUUGUGGGAUCACUUCUAAGCUCCUUCAUUGCCGACAGGUGGUCUAGGAAGGUUGCCAUUCAGGUUUCCUGUGUCAUCUGGAUCAUCGGCUCUAUUAUCCAAUGCGCCGCUCAAAAUGUUGGCAUGCUCUGUGCAGGCCGAGUCAUUGCCGGACUCUGUGUCGGCAUUGCUUCCGCCAUCGUCCCCGUCUACCAGUCUGAGAUCGCGCCCAAGGAAAUUCGAGGCCGUGUGGUCUCUCUCCAGCAGUGGGCCAUCACUUGGGGUAUCCUGAUUCAAUUCUUCAUCCAGUACGGUGCGGCUCAAGUGGGCGGCGGCUCCAACGAUCCCAACCAGCCCACGUCGGCUUUCCGCAUCCCCUGGGGUGUCCAGAUGGUCCCCGCUUUCAUUCUCCUGGUUGGUCUGUUCUUUUUCCCUUACAGCCCGCGCUGGCUGGCGUCCAAGGAUCGGUGGGAGGAUGCCAUCAAGGUGCUUGCGCAUUUGCAUGGCAACGGCGAUGUCAACCAUCCCAAAGUGCUCGCCGAGUACCAGGAAAUCGAAGACGCCCUGCGUUUCGAGCGUGAAGAAGCCGUUUCCAGUUUCGCGGCUCUCGUCAAGCCCCGCAUCUUCAGGCGGGUUGUCCUAGGCAUGAGUAUCCAGAUGUGGUCACAGCUUUGUGGUAGGUACUACAUUGUUUACAUAAUGCAAGGUGCGAACAUCGCCUCGCCCCUCGCAACUGCAUCGAUCCAAUACGUCAUCAACGUUGUUCUUACUUUACCUGCCAUCCUCUACCUCGACAAGUUUGGACGUCGCCCCGCCUUGAUCGUCGGCUCCUUCUUAAUGAUGACUUUCCUGUUUAUUUCAGGUGCCCUUCAAGCCGUCCAUGGCCAGCCCAACGUCCCGCCAAUCAGGAAUGAGGAGAACUCGGCCAUCACCUGGAUUGUGUACAACAAGAAGUCCGUUUCGUCGGGCAUCGUGGCCUGCUCCUACCUCUUUGUUGCCACCUUCGCCACGACCUGGGGUCCCACCUCCUGGACUUAUCCAGCCGAGAUCUUCCCCAGUAAGGUACGAGCGAAGGCCGUCUCGCUCUCGACCGCGGCCAACUGGUUCUGGAACAUGAUUCUUGCAUUUGGUGUCCCACCCCUGCUGUGGAACAUCAACUGGAAAAUGUACAUGAUCUUUGCCGCUUUCAACGGCGCCGCGUUCAUUCACAUGUCCCUGCUCGCUCCCGAGACCAAAGGGUACACUCUCGAGGAAAUGGAUGAUGUGUUUGACUCUGGACGCCCCGCUUGGAAGACGCAUAAGAAGGAGAGUCGACUCGAUCAGCUGGCUAAGGAUAUCGAGGCGGGAAAUGUUAAGAUUGAUGUGCCAGUUGGUGAUCGCGGUGCGGCUGCUGCGGCUACCCCGGCGGCGACGACGUCCGAGAAGGAGAUGGAGACGGAGACCAAGGCUCAGUAG
Molecule: messenger RNA, 1617 nt
Organism: Pseudomassariella vexata
Lineage: Eukaryota; Fungi; Ascomycota; Sordariomycetes; Amphisphaeriales; Pseudomassariaceae
Product: MFS sugar transporter-like protein
Exons: 6
Coding region: 1-1617 (538 amino acids)
Biological process (GO): carbohydrate transport; transmembrane transport
Cellular component (GO): membrane
Molecular function (GO): carbohydrate:proton symporter activity
Source: RefSeq, a predicted model, not a curated record